AUGGCUUUAGAAGCACUUUCUACCAAUGAACUCCUCAACUUCAUUAUCUACGAUACAAUCUCUACCACCACCACCACCACCAAUAGCAACAACAAUCUUGAUGAAAAUGCCUUAUUUUUUGACAAUCAUGAAGAAAAUAAUGCCUUUCUAUUAAAGCCUCAAGAUUUUUGUACUACUACUCCCUUAGAGCAACAAUAUUCCAUCGCCGCCUCAGUGCCGCGACCAGAGUCUUCUAGAGAGAAGAAUAAUUUGUCGGUCGCGGCACAAUCAGGAGGCGGCGGUGGAGGGAGAAAGAAAAGGAGAAGAAGACCUAAAAUUUGUAAGAAUAAAGAGGAAGCUGAAAAUCAAAGAAUGACUCACAUUGCUGUUGAGAGAAAUAGGAGGAAACAAAUGAAUGAACAUCUUUCUGUUUUACGUUCUCUCAUGCCUGAAUCUUAUGUUCAAAGGGGUGACCAAGCUUCAAUCGUUGGUGGUGCAAUUGAAUUCGUAAAGGAAUUAGAACACAUUCUACAAUCUCUUGAAGCACAAAAAUUCGUAUUAUUACAACAACAACAAGAAGGCGGUACUAGUAAUGAUAAUGAUGAUUGUGACGGUGGAAAGAGAGAAGUUUCGAAGGCGGAUUAUGUUGGGACCCCAUUUGCUCAAUUUUUCUCGUAUCCACAAUAUACAUGUUGUGAAUUACCAAAUAAAUAUACAUCAAAGAGCAAGGCAGCUAUAGCUGAUAUUGAAGUAACUUUAAUUGAAACACAUGCAAAUGUUAGAAUAUUAUCAAGAAGAAGAUUUCGUCAGCUAUCAAAAUUGGUCGCUGCGUUUCAGUCAUUGUACAUUUCUGUCCUUCACCUCAAUGUCACCACUUUAGAUCCAUUGGUUCUUUAUUCAAUAAGUGUUAAGGUGGAAGAAGGUUGCCAACUAAAUUCAGCAGAUGACAUAGCAGGUGCAGUCCACCACAUGCUAAGAAUAAUUGAGGAGGAAGCAGCUACACUUUAA
Solanum lycopersicum (tomato) is the source of this 987-nucleotide messenger RNA. Its product is annotated as Hop-interacting protein THI018. The record is from RefSeq and is marked provisional. Gene Ontology annotation, biological process: regulation of transcription by RNA polymerase II. Gene Ontology annotation, molecular function: RNA polymerase II cis-regulatory region sequence-specific DNA binding; protein dimerization activity; DNA-binding transcription factor activity, RNA polymerase II-specific. Lineage: Eukaryota; Viridiplantae; Streptophyta; Magnoliopsida; Solanales; Solanaceae.